UCGCGCCAGUCGGCCAGCCAGCCGGACUAGUCGGAGGCCGGAGAUAGCGAUAAUCGCGCGUACGGGACUACCGGGGUUCCAGGCUGCAGGCUGCAGGUAGCGAACGCGGAACGACGUUUUUCUCGCGGAGAGCCGCGAGAGAGAUGCGACCGCCACGGAGCGCGGCCGCGCCGUGAAGCAGGGCAAGCAGAGAGGCUCUAGAGAGCGUGAAGUGGAUUCGUGAGUAGUGAGCAUUGCGCGAGAAGGAGAGCGGGCCGCGCUCCGAGACGCGAACAGCGCGAGCUCGGACUACCCCGGGGAGGGGCCCGGGGACGAGCCGGACGCGAGGCAUCGCUCUCGGCAGUCUCGGCUGCGCGCGGACGCGGACGCGCCGACCGUCAAGAUGGACUGGGACCUGCUGACGAUAGCGAGUCUGCAUCUGACCGCGACCGAGCACCGCUACUACGGCGACAUAUUCAUCUACUGCUGCGAGAACGCGGACAGUGACAGCGUGCCCGUGAUCAAAGUCGCCGAGCUGUUGCGCUCGGCCAGCCUGCCGCGGGAUGUCACGAUGAAGAUAUUGGACGUAUGCAUGGGAACCAAGAGUAGCACGCAUCUGGGCAAGAAGCAAUUUUACGCAGUGUUGAAACUCAUCGCAGGCCACCAGGCUGGUUUGGAAGUCUCCCGAGACAUGAUAACUGCGUCUUUGGAUGUUAUUACCUUGCCGCGAUUUACGUGGCCGACGUCUGGUGACGAGGAAGGCAGGAGGAGUCCGGACAUAACCAGAGGAGCAAAGGGUAGACGUCAUCCUCCCGAGAGCACUACCGAAAGCGAGAGCGAGGCAGAAUCUCCGCGCGAGACUGGCGGUAGCACGGAUUCUCCCACGCCGACGAACAGCAUGAUUCAGGAGAGAAACGACGGUAUGCUGGGCGGUGAGACAAUCCUGGACUCCGUUUCCGGUGGUUGGCAGGGCUUGUUGGUUUCCGAGGAGCAGAGACAGCUGUUGGGCACCGAGGAGGAGAGCUCGGAGCGUCACAGUAGCGACGACGGUGACGGGGAAGGUGACGGCUCGGGUUUCCCGCCGGAAGAAGUGUGGAUUAUCAGCGACGAGCAGCGUGAUUAUUACGCCGCGCAAUUCGCACAGUUGCAAUCGGAUCCGGAGGGCCUUCUGGCCGGGCCGGUGGCCAGAACGUUCUUCGAAAAGUCGCGGCUUCCCGUUUCCGAGUUACGACGCAUCUGGCAGCUCGCGGACGUCACGAGGGACGGGGCGCUCAGUUUACAAGAAUUCUACGUGGCUAUGCAUCUCGUCGUGCUGAGGAGGAACCACGUGCCUCUGCCCGACGUUUUACCUCCGUCCUUGUCGAUCCCGUUGGUUAUGCAAACAGCGACAGCUGCCGCGCCGCCGCAAGUCCCGUCGGCGACAGCCGCUCAAAAAUCGCCGCCGAACUCCGCGAACGUACGCGAGAAGAAUCGCGAGUGGACAAAGUUCGUGGACUCGCCGACCGGGGCGAGCAGCUCCUCGGUCACCAGCCCGGGGCUGCAGCUGGUGAAUUUCGAUUUCCAGAAGUCAGCCGUCGAACGCGACCCGAAGAUCCUGCAUCCGGUGCCGUUGCGCUUGACGCCCGAAGCGGCGAUUCUCGCUUCGGGCGCCAACGGCAGCAGUAGCAGCUGCACAACCUUGGGGGAUGACGAUCUGCAACAUUCUGCGGCGUCGUUGGUGCAACGACCCCUCGCGAAGAAACCACCCGCGGCUCCCGAAGACGCCGUUAUCGUGACUCCUAAGAAGGAACCACCGCCACCACCACCACCCAGACCUUAUAGAACACACGCGCGCAGUUCUAGUCUUGAUCUUAAUAAAUUAGGAAAAAAUGGUCAAAUUUUUCUUGGGGCACCGCCGCUUGUACCACCUAGAAUUUCGCCAGGAAUUACUUCGCCUCGCAAAUUGGUCGGCCAAAGAAGUGAGGGUGAGGGACAGAGAACGUUAAGCGAAAGUCAAGCUUUUGUCGCUGACUUCUCUCACUUUUCUCCCAAAAGUGAAUUGCCUGAGAAUACGGUAUCAUCUGUAGAAAAUACGGUACCACAAUCUCAACAAUUCACUGGUGUCUGCGGAGCAUUUCAUAUUUAUAGGAAACCGAGUCCAAAACGAGACGGCGGCGAAGAAGAAAGUAAAAAUGAAGCGGAAGAGGAGAAGAAAUUAACUUUACAAGAAUUAAGGGAAAAGAAUGCGGAAUUACGCUUAGUUUGCGAAGAACUGACACGUGAACUGGCUAGCGCGUUCCAAGAACGUAUAAAUUUGCGUGCAAAACUCUUGCUCUUGACUUGAUGUGAUUACUAUUCGCUAUCAUUCAUUCGUUCGAAACUACGAGGUAUUAUGUGUCCUCAAAUCAUUGUAAACACAUGUAUUUAAUACGUUAUGCUAGUCUAGAACUCCUCUUUUCCAACGAAGUAUUCAUCCACAUUCAUAACGAUCAAUGUAGACAGACAGAUGCGGCAGGGGACGCGAUUUACAAAAAAACAAUAUUACAUAGAUAUUUUAUACUUGAGAUUGAAAGAAGAGUGUAUAUGUCGUCUAUGACAUAAAUUAUGAAUCAUGUAUAUACAAAGCUGAUUAUGAUCUUUAUCGAUACAUAACAAAGUAUUUGCGAAUUUGCUUUUGUCAAGUUUAUCAGCUAUUCUUCACGUUUAUAUGUAAAAGUAUUUAAAACAAUCACUCUCAGGUUUAAAGCCUACGUUAUCGAAUUCCCUGUGAUUUACUGACUUGUAUGUGUUACGUUUUUGCAUAAGAACUUUCCUUUUCAUCGUCUCGAAUUUAUAUACAUUUCUAUAAUAUAAGCACACUGCGCAUACAAGUGCAUCUGUCACAUUGUUAUUCUAUUUCAGUACAGAUAUUUGAAACUUCUGAUUGUGAUUUCUGUGCUUUGUUAACUUUAUGAGGAUUAUACAAGAUAUUUCAUAUUCCCCUCUGUCUAUUAAUGAAUCUCUUCUAAAAAACACUUUGCCGUAAACAGAAUCAUAAUAUCUAUUAUGAAUUAGUUGUAUUGUAAAAACAAAUAAGUAUUUAUUGUUUGCAACAAAAUCUAAUUAUAUUUUCGUAUGACUAUAAAAUUUGACAAGAAGAUGGGGCGUCAACGGAGAAAUGGAAUAAUCAGGACUGUUAUGACGUUAUAUUUUAUUCCGUGAUAACAAGCGUACUUAUAAAAUAUCUGUUACAUUUUGAAGAAAGCUAUAGGAGAGAAAAGUGGAAUCUGCAGGAACAGAAUACUUCAAAAAUAAAUUUAUAUAGGUGUAUAAUGCUCAGAAUCAAUUCACGUUGAGUACGUCGAUUUUGGUGUAUCAAUUCUUUGAGAUGGUUAUAUCGAUUCCUAAUAUUGUAGAUUUUAAGAAAUAGUUGCUGUAGUUGGUGGAAACUAUGUGGCCUGAGAAGAAUAUAGAUCUAUCAAAGCCACACAUCUACAACAAAAAUCAAGAAUCAAUACAACCGACAUUCUUCUCAGCUAGUUUCGCAGAUAUUUCUAUUAGUAGCGAUUACUCAACGGGCAUAGGAUUGCCUUAUUAAUAAAAAAAAAAUUAUUUAAAUAAAUUUUAAAAUUUUCUUUUUCUUUGUAAAUUCAGUCUCUGUGGCUCAGCUCUAUAUAAGUCUCAGCGCUUUAUUUAUAUAAAUUGCCAUUUCUAUCCAAUCAAAUAUAUAUUGAUUCGUAAUUAACGUUAAGACCUUCA
Temnothorax curvispinosus is the source of this 3696-nucleotide messenger RNA. RefSeq names its product ralBP1-associated Eps domain-containing protein 1 (gene Reps). Gene Ontology annotation, cellular component: plasma membrane; cytoplasm. Gene Ontology annotation, molecular function: protein binding; calcium ion binding. The transcript has 5 exons. The record is from RefSeq and is a predicted model, not a curated record. Gene Ontology annotation, biological process: endosomal transport; endocytosis. NCBI's taxonomy places the organism in Eukaryota, Metazoa, Arthropoda, Insecta, Hymenoptera, Formicidae. The coding region runs from base 383 to 2302 and encodes 639 amino acids.